Molecule: messenger RNA, 694 nt
Organism: Schizosaccharomyces octosporus yFS286
Lineage: Eukaryota; Fungi; Ascomycota; Schizosaccharomycetes; Schizosaccharomycetales; Schizosaccharomycetaceae
Product: DNA-directed RNA polymerase III complex subunit Rpc17
Exons: 1
Coding region: 222-611 (129 amino acids)
Biological process (GO): transcription initiation at RNA polymerase III promoter
Cellular component (GO): RNA polymerase III complex
Molecular function (GO): nucleotide binding
Source: RefSeq, a predicted model, not a curated record
CGCACCUUAUAUAGUGACAAAUUCGUAGACAGUCACAAGAAGACCAUUUUAGUGUACUAGUGUAAAUUUCGUUACUUUCUUUAAAGAGUCUCGUUACAUUGCAUGAAACAACAGACAAAGCUGAAAUCAUAUUCCUCAGAAAAGUUUGCGUUUGCCAGAAGCGAAUGCCCAGUUUAUAGGCAGAGGACGAUUGGACUUAAAUAAAAAGAAUACAUUUUAAGAUGAAGAUUCUAAAUGCAAGAGAUGCAUACUUAACAAAUGCGGAGGUUUACCUGCAUCUGAAGGACAUGGAAGAAGAGCAAAAUCAAAGGACUCGAGUAAGAGGAGCAGCAGGCGGACUAGUGUGUGAAAAUUUGCGAACUAUACAGUUUGAGAUCCUUAAAUAUAUGAAUUCACAGACAAAUUGCUCACAUAUGGAUGAAGAAAAGUUUCUUGCAUGUCUUAAAGUACUGGAUGAAUAUGAAUUAACCAAAGCUGAAAAGCUAAUAAUUUUAAAUAAUCGCCCUUCAAGUAUUCCAGAAAUUUAUGCUUGUAUUGAAGGAAUUGAGGAACGUCUUCAAGAAGACCAAAUAGAAGCUUUCAUCGAAAAAGUAAAUUCAGUUUACCCAUAGAAGUUAAAAACGAGCUAAUGAUUUUUUGGAAGUAAGACACAUAUAGAUCAAUGAAGUUAUACUAUUCAAGUAAUAUGCCCUAA